AUGGCCGUGACAAAGAGACCUCAUGCUCUAAUGCUGGCCUUUCCUGCUCAUGGCCACGUUAAGCCCAUGAUGCAGUUUGCCCAAGUUUUUUGUGCCCAAGGAUUUCACAUCACUCUUGUUAAUACUGAAAACAUGCAUGACAAAAUGUUGAAGUCUGGAUCGAUUCAGUCCAUGGGUGGGAUUAGUUUCGAAAGUAUUCCAGAUGGCCUUCCUCCACAGCACGGUCGAACCAGCCACCAGAUUGACGAGCUCUGUAAAUCCCUCACAAAUAGUUUCUCCCCGCAUUUCGAAAAGGUGAUAGAUAAGUUGAAUAACUCAGCAGAUGUCCCUCCCUUGAGCUGCAUUGUCUACAAUGGAAUUAUGAGUUGGGCUCAAAAAUCAGCCAAGAGAUUGGGAAUUCCCGGAGUAUCAUUCUGGGCAGCCAGUGCUUGUGGCUUCAACAUUUACUUCUCAAUGCCUCUUCUUGUGGAGAAGGGAUAUAUUCCUCUCAAAGGUAUGUGUCUUCCACCUUCAUUUACAAAGGCCUUGAUUUGGAAUCUAACAGGAUUUGUUGUCUUCCUCUUGUAUGAUAUCCUUUCUGAAAUCUUAGAAGAUAAAGAAAGCAUGGAACCCUUUACAGUUUAUAUGGUUGAAGUUUAG
This is a messenger RNA of Cryptomeria japonica (Japanese cedar), 639 nucleotides long. Its product is annotated as UDP-glycosyltransferase 85A5-like. The coding region runs from base 1 to 639 and encodes 212 amino acids. The transcript has a single exon. The record is from RefSeq and is a predicted model, not a curated record. Lineage: Eukaryota; Viridiplantae; Streptophyta; Pinopsida; Cupressales; Cupressaceae.